This is a messenger RNA of Colletotrichum spaethianum, 693 nucleotides long. RefSeq lists its product as uncharacterized. Bases 1 to 693 code for a protein of 230 amino acids. The record is from RefSeq and is a predicted model, not a curated record. The transcript is spliced from 2 exons. Lineage: Eukaryota; Fungi; Ascomycota; Sordariomycetes; Glomerellales; Glomerellaceae.
AUGUCACUCCCCUCCCAGCUCGGCCGGCUGGUGAUGUCGAGCUGUGGCCAACCUCCAUCCAUGCAUUCUUCGAAGUAUGGAAAGGGUCGACAGCGAUAUGGUGUUUUGGGGUACCUCCCUGAGCCGGGCUCGAGGGAAGCCGAGCUAUGGGACCUGAACCGCGUACGCUCCCCGCUCCUCCGCCUCCCGCCCGAGAUCCGUAACAAGAUCUACCGCCUCCUCCUCGCCGCGCGCCGGAUCCACGUCCACCACGACCCCAAGACGUCGUCGUUCCACUGCGUCGCGCUGCGCCCCACGGCGAACCCCUGGACGUACAAGAAGCACCACCUCCUCAGCCGGGGUUUGACGCUGCUGGUGCGCGUGUGCCGGCAGCUGUACCACGAGACGGAGCUGCUGCCGUACCGCGAGUGCGUCUGGAGCUGGCAGACGCCCGGGCUGAUGGAGAGGUACCUGCUCACCGAGAAGCGGAUGGGAGUCGCGCAGCGGAGGGCCGUGAGGGAGGUCUGCGUGCGGGGGAUCCGCGGGUUUGGGAACCUGAGUAGGCGGGUGAGGGGGGUGCUCGGCGGGUUGGAGGUUGUUUGGUUCUGGGAGGGGAGGGAUAGGGGAAAGGGGGACGGGGAUGGGCUGGGAGGUUGGGUUUGUGAGAUUGUCGAGAGGGGGAGGGUUGAGGUUGGUGUUGGGAGGCCGAAUUGA